AGUCUACUUCAGGUAUGGCAGGUAAACCAUGGCGGUUUAAACCCGCAUUAUAUACAUCUACCCUAGUCUAUAUAGCUAUCCAAGUAGCUUUCUUAUCGUUUUUAUGCAGUUACUACAAUUAUGGUAUCGGAAACUUCACGCGAUGGACUUUGAAUCAAUUAGAACAGUAUGAAUACACUCGAGAUAAAAUCGGUUGGGCAAAGCAGUUGUGGAAGGAUACUAAAGAAAACGUUAAAAUAUCAAAACGGAAAGCAACCCAGGAUGAUGUUAAGACAGUAGAAGCAGAAGUCAACGUAGCCAGUAAUGACAUGCAGAUUUUCAACACUGAACAACUUGCCUUAUUUGAUGGAAGUAGAGCAUCUAGGCCAGUUUACCUUGCCAUACUUGGACGAGUCUAUAAUGUUGAUAAAGGAAGAAAACAUUAUGGGAAAGGUGGAGGAUAUCACUUCUUUGCUGGGCGUGAUGCUACGCGUGCUUUCGUAAGUGGCGAUUUCACUGAGACCGGACUCGUGGACAACACUGAUGGUCUCUCACAUGAAGAUCUUUUAGGGAUUCGAGAUUGGGUAUCUUUUUACGAAAAAGAUUACAAAUUAGUGGGUGUAUUAGUUGGCAGAUACUAUGAUUCUAAUGGAAUGCCUACGAAGGAGCUCAAACACGUGCUGGCUCGCAUGCAGACUGCAGCAGAAUGGAAGAAGUCGAAAGCUGAUGAAGCUGAGGUGUUUCCCCCGUGCAACAGUGAAUGGCAUCAGAACAGUGGUGGCCGUGUUUGGUGCUCAGUGAAAAGUGGUGGUAUCCAUCGAGAUUGGGUGGGAGUACCAAGGUUGCUUUAUGAUCCAAAUACAAAGCAGCAGCGGUGUGCAUGUGUGAAAAACUUUGGCACUGGUCUCUCUUCUUAUGGUGAAAAAGGCAAUCGCGGCGACCUAGAUCAUCCUAAUUUGAGGCAAUAUCCGAAAUGUUCUCCGGUGGCUAAUAGUUGUCGACUCGAAAACGAUUGAAUUCGAUACCGAUGAUACCUGCAGGACUUUCUACGUACCAAAGCUCUAUGUUCUCAUCCACAGGAAAAAAAUUUUGUUAAUAUUAUGUAACGCUAUGUUUCCAUUAUCAGUCGGCUUGACCACCAAAUCGUACCCAGUGAUUCUAUAGAUUUCUUUAUUCCUUGCCUAGUUCGCUAAUCUAUCCCUCUUGAAAUGUAUGUUAUUGCUGUGUUCAUAGAUUUCGUGUAUGAUCAUAUAAUAACCCAAGUCAGAAACAUGAGCUAUUAUAGGUGUUAGAUAAGUAUGUAUCACAUGUAAUGUACACUUUGUUGUAUCAACUUUACUGCCGUCUUAUCUUUCCUUACUUCUUCUCCUCCGUGCGCUGCACUGUUUUUUUCUGUUUCUCUCUUUUCGUUCUCGACCAGCUAUCGAUACGGUGUGCUGUGAUCCUUGUGCUAUCGUACUUACAGGAGAUCUGAACUUUGUCUCUGUGGAGCGCCUUGAAGUUUUAUGUAAUUUGCAAGUUUGAGAAUGUACAGAAGUGUCUUAUGAAGAUACCUGAAUGCUG
Messenger RNA from Cylicocyclus nassatus, 1542 nucleotides. The record is from the annotation of a GenBank genome assembly. Lineage: Eukaryota; Metazoa; Nematoda; Chromadorea; Rhabditida; Strongylidae.